AUUCGAUUUACGCAUCGCCUUUCCCCACGAACUCACGAAGGCGAAGACAGAAGAAUCAGUUCCAUCUCUCUGUCUCUCGCUUGGGAAAUUGGGAGGACGACGAGGAAGAGGAGGCGCGUGCCGGCACCCGACCGUCGACUACCACGCUACGACGCGGCACCGGGAUAGGUGCUCCUGAGCUACGAAUCCACACCCCACGCCCACGGCCAAUCCGCUGCGUGCGCCGCGGCCUUAGCAUGAGGUGGCCGCUGGCGAUCUCGACUCGCCGCCGCCCCCUCCUUUUCGUCCUUCUCGUCGCCCUCUACACGAUUCCUGGGACAUUUUCAUCGAGGCAAGUCACACUCGAUACUGUUGAGAUAUUUACUACUCAUGAAUGGUUUGGCAAGCCAACAGUGGCUUUCCGGUGCAAUGGAGAGAACAAAACAGAUUUGCCAGAUGUGAAGGAGGCGCACACGCUAUAUACAUUUAAGGGUGAAGAAUCGUGGCAGCCCUUGACAGAGCUUCCAGAAAAGAAAUGCAAGCGAUGUGGUUUGUAUGAGGAGGACACAUUUAAAACUGAUGUCUUUGAUGAAUGGGAGAUGUGUUCGAGUGAUUUCAAGGGUGGAAAAUACAGCCGGAUUAAGGAAGGCCAGUUCAAUGCAACAUUCCUAUGUCCAAACUGCACCGCCUCAACUGAUGUUUCUUUCGUGCCAGGACAAGGAAACAGUGAACCUAGCGAAGAUUUGGAAUCUAAGAAGACAUCGGUUGUGGUCAUCAUAAUAGUUAGUGUUCUUGCGUCAGUCCUUGUCAUCAUUGCCUUGUUCGGGGGCUACAAGUACUGGCAGAAGAAGAAGAGGGAGCGAGACCAGGCGCGAUUCCUCAAGCUCUUUGAAGAAGGAGAUGACCUUGAAGAUGAACUGGGCCUUAGCAAUGAAAUCUAAAACAGUGCGUACAGUCGUACUUCCGAUGUCUUCAGUUGUAGUUUCCAUGUAUGAUGUAUAGAAUGUGCAAUUUUUUCACUUAGAAAUUUUGUAGUGUAUAGCAUCCAGUAGUUUAUGAAGAAACGGUUCCAACAAAACUAUAAUUCUGUUCAAUUUCUGUUUCUGGUGA
Molecule: messenger RNA, 1089 nt
Organism: Sorghum bicolor (sorghum)
Lineage: Eukaryota; Viridiplantae; Streptophyta; Magnoliopsida; Poales; Poaceae
Exons: 4
Coding region: 237-920 (227 amino acids)
Source: RefSeq, a predicted model, not a curated record